AUGAAAACAUUAAAAUCUCUACUGGCAUCGGCUAGUUUGCUCUUCGCGAGCACGGCCUCUGCCCAAUUCCGCUAUUGUCCCAUCGACAACAAAUUCUGCAUGGGAGUAGCCGUCCCCCAAGUCUCCGCCCAAUCCAACUCCGGCAACCUCUACUUCCAAAUCCAAGCCCUCGACACCUUCACCUGGGUCUCCAUCGGCACCGGCUCCAGCAUGUCCGGCUCCAACAUCUUCGUCGUCUACCAAGACGGCUCCGGCAACGUCACCGUCAGCACCCGCUCCGGCACCGGCCGCACCAUGCCCCGUUUCCAGAGCGACACCCAGAUCCAGCUCCUCGCGGGCUCCGGCGUCUCAAACGGCGUCAUGACCGCCAAUGUCGUUUGUAGUAACUGCCAGUCGUGGAGAGGAGGGUCAAUGGAUCUGUCCGCUAGCUCGUCGCCUUGGAUCGCUGCUUGGAGGUCGGGGAAUCCGUUGAAUACAGCCGACACCAGUGCUACUAUUGCGCAGCAUUCGGAUUUCGAUCAGUUUAGGAUUGAUUUGUCGCAGGCGGCUGUUGCGCAGGAUGUCAAUCCUUUCUCGACGGGCGCUUCGACUGGGUCCGGAAACUCGGGGACUGAUAGCAACAGUGGAAAUACGAAUGGUAGCGGAGGCGUCAAUACCAUCGGGAGCGGGAGCACCAAUGGUGCUUCCAGUGGGUCUAGUGAGAGUCGGACUGCAGACUUGAUCCGUAUCCAUGGUGUCCUCAUGGCUGUUGCCUUCGUCAUCCUGUAUCCUGUCGGUGCUCUCUUGAUCCCCCUGUUCGGAAGGUGGUAUCUCCACGCUGGAUGCCAGACCGUCGCCUUCCUCGUCAUGUGGGGCGGAUUCGGUACCGGCUACGCCAGAGCCGAUGCAACUGACGAGCUCUUCAAACAAGCCCACACCAUCCUCGGCGCCAUCGUCACCUUCGCCAUGGUCCUCCAACCCGUCCUCGGCCUCCUCCACCACCGCCACUACCUAAAACACCAGUCCCGCGCCGUCGUCAGCUACGCCCACAUCUGGUACGGCCGCGUCCUCAUGCUCCUCGGCGUCGUCAACGGCGGCCUUGGUCUCCGCAUGGCUGACUCCCCGAGCCCCUUCGUCAUUGCCUAUGCCGUCCUCGCUGCCGUCGUCGGCGCUGCUUAUGGAGCCUCCACACUCAUCGGCUCCAUGAGGAAGAGCAGGGAGGCGCAGGAGAAGCAGGUCGGUAGCACGUAUUCGCCUACUUUUGUGGGUGGUACUGGGUACAGUGGGAUCGGGAAUGAUAAUACUAAUAAUAACAACUAUGGCGAGUAUCCUAGGCGGGAGGAUAUUCCUGCACAGUUCCAGUUUCAGAGGAGGGAUCGGGGGGAUUACCGAUGA
Messenger RNA from Scedosporium apiospermum, 1374 nucleotides. RefSeq lists its product as uncharacterized. The transcript is spliced from 3 exons. The record is from RefSeq and is a predicted model, not a curated record. Bases 1 to 1374 code for a protein of 457 amino acids. NCBI's taxonomy places the organism in Eukaryota, Fungi, Ascomycota, Sordariomycetes, Microascales, Microascaceae.